GGAGCCCCUCUACUUUGAACAGAAUGGAGCAGCCGAAGGGGGUCGAUUGGACGGUCAUCAUCCUGACAUGCCAGUACAAGGAUAGUGUCCACGUCUUCCAGAGAGAGCUGGAAGUGCGACAGAAGCGGGAGCAGAUCCCGGCCAGGACACUGUUACUGGCUGUGGAGGACCCUGAGACGCGUGUGGGCAGCGGAGGAGCCACCCUCAAUGCCCUGCUGGUGGCUGCCGAACACCUGAGUGCCCGGGCAGGCUUCACCGUGGUGACAUCUGAUGUCCUGCACUCCGCCCGGAUCCUUAUCCUGCACAUGGGCCGGGAUUUCCCUUUGGAUGACUGUGGCAGGGCCUUCACCUGCCUCCCUGUAGAGAACCCCCAGGCACCAGUGGAGGCUGUCGUCUGCAACCUGGACUGCUUGCUGGACAUCAUGAGUCAUCGGCUGGGCCCGGGCUCCCCGCCAGGUGUAUGGGUUUGCAGCACCGACAUGCUGCUGUCUGUUCCUCUGGACCCAGGGAUCAGCUGGGACAACUUCCGGGGAGCCAGAGUGAUUGCCCUUCCAGGGAGCAUGGCCUAUGCCCAGAACCAUGGUGUUUACCUCACCGACUCCCAGGGCUUUGUUUUGGAUAUUUACUACCAGGGCACGGAGGCAGAGAUACAACUGUGUGCCAGGCCGGAUGGGCGAGUGCCACUGGUCUCCGGGGUUGCCUUCUUCUCUGUGGAGACUGCUGAGCACCUCCUGGCCACCCAUGUGAGCCCACCCUUGGAUGCCUGUACCUACAUGGGCUUCGACUCUGGAGCCCGGCCUGUCCAGCUGUCUCUCUUUUUCGACAUCCUGCUCUGCAUGGCUCAGAAUGUGAACAGGGAGGACUUCCUGUCAGGACAUCCCCCGGAGAUGGGGCAAGGUGACUCAGACAUCGCAGGUUAUCUGCAGGCUGCCCGGGCUGAGCUGUGGAGGGAGCUUCGCGAUCAGCCCCUCACCAUGGCUUACGUCCCUGAUGGCAGCUACAGCUACAUGACCAGCUCAGCCAGUGAGUUCCUGUAUAGCCUCACGUUCCCAGGGGCUCCCAGUGCGCAGGUAGUGCACUCCCAGGUGGAGGAGCCGCAGCUCCUGGGGGCCGAGAGCUCCGUGGUCAGCUGCCUGCUGGAGGGCCCUGUCCAGCUGGGUCCUGGGAGUGUCCUGCAGCACUGCCACCUUCAGGGCCCUGUUCACAUUGGCACCGGCUGCUUGGUGAGUGGCCUCGAUGCGGCCCAGUGUGAGGCACUGCAUGGCUUGGAGCUGCACGACCUCGUCUUGCAGGGACAUCAUGUGCGGCUGCAUGGCGCUCCCAGCCGAGUCUUCACGGUCUUUGGCCGUCUGGACAGCUGGGAGAGACGGGGCAUAGGAACGUAUCUCAACAUGUCCUGGAGUGAAUUCUUCCAGAAGACAGGUGUUCGAUCCUGGGAUCUGUGGGAUCCAGACACGCCCCCUGCAGAGCGUUCCCUUCUUGGUGCCCGCCUCUUUCCCGUGCUCCACCCCUCGAGGACCCUGGGACCCCAGGACAUGCUGUGGAUGCUGGAUCCCCAGGAGGAUGGGGGCAAGGCCCUGCGGGCCUGGCGAGCCUGUUGGCGUCUGUCGUGGGAGCAGCUGCAGCCAUGCCUGGACCGGGCUGCCACACUGGCCUUCCGCCGGGACCUGUUCUUCCGCCAGGCCCUGCUUAAGGCGAGGCAUGUGCUGGAGGCCCGGCAGGAUCUCAGCCUGCGCCCGCUGAUCCGGGCUGCUGUCCGAGAGGGCUGUCCCAGGCCCCUGCUGGCCACGCUGGACCAGGUUGCAGCUGCUGCAGGAGACCCUGGUGUGGCAGCCCGGGCUCUGGCCUGUGUGGCGGAUGUCCUGGGCUGCAUGGCAGAGGGCCAAGGGGGCUUACGGAGUGGGCCAGCUGCCAACCCUGAGUGGAUGCGGCCCUUCUCAUACCUGGAGUGUGGGAACCUGGCUGGGGGUGUGCAGGCGCUUGCCCAGGAGCGGGACAAGUGGCUGAGCAGGCCAGCCCUGCUUGUGCGAGCUGCCCGCCACUACGAGGGAGCUGGGCAGAUUCUGAUCCGCCAGGCUGUGAUGUCAGCCCAGAACUUUGUCUCCACGGAGCCAGUAGAGCUGCCAGCACCUGGGCAAUGGGUGGUGGCUGAGUGCCCGGCUCGUGUGGAUUUCUCUGGUGGCUGGAGUGACACGCCACCCCUCGCCUAUGAGCUUGGUGGGGCAGUACUGGGUUUGGCUGUACGAGUGGAUGGCCGUAGGCCCAUCGGGGCCAGGGCACGCCGCAUCCCAGAGCCUGAGCUGUGGCUGGCAGUGGGGCCUCGGCAGGACAAGAUGGCCAUGAAGAUCGUGUGCUGGAGCCUAGAUGACCUGCAGGAUUACUGCCAGCCUCAUGCCCCAGGGGCUCUGCUGAAGGCAGCCUUCAUCUGUGCGGGGAUUGUGCAUGUCGGCUCCAAGCUUUCGCUGAGAGAGCAGCUGCUGCAUACCUUCGGGGGUGGCUUCGAGCUGCACACCUGGUCUGAGCUGCCCCAUGGCUCUGGUCUUGGCACAAGCAGCAUCCUGGCAGGCACAGCCCUGGCUGCCUUGCAGAGGGCCGCGGGCCGGCUCGUGGGCACAGAGGCCCUGAUCCAUGCAGUGCUCCACCUGGAACAGGUGCUCACCACAGGAGGUGGCUGGCAGGACCAAGUGGGUGGUCUAAUGCCUGGCAUCAAGGUGGGGCGCUCUCGGGCUCAGCUGCCACUGAAGGUGGAGGUGGAAGAGAUCACUGUGCCUGAGGGCUUUGUCCAGAAGCUCAAUGACCACAUGCUCCUGGUGUACACUGGCAAGACCCGGCUGGCACGGAAUCUGCUGCAGGAUGUGCUGAGGAGCUGGUAUGCCCGGCUGCCUGCCGUCGUGCAGAAUGCCCACAGCCUGGUACGGCACACGGAGGAAUGUGCUGAAGCCUUCCGCCAAGGGAGCCUGCCUCUGCUGGGCCAGUGCCUGACCACAUACUGGGAGCAAAAGAAGCUCAUGGCUCCAGGUUGUGAGCCCCUGGCUGUACGGCGUAUGAUGGAUGUCCUGGCUCCCCAUGUGCAUGGCCAGAGCCUGGCAGGGGCAGGUGGCGGGGGUUUUCUCUAUCUGUUGACCAAGGAGCCACGGCAAAAGGAGACUCUGGAGGCUGUCCUGGCCAAGACUGAGGGCCUUGGGAACUACAGUGUACACCUUGUGGAAGUGGACACUCAGGGCCUGAGCCUGCAGCUGCUGGGGGAUGAGACCUCAACCUGAUGUUCCUUCCCAGAAAUCUUAUCCCUCUGUAAGAGGAGAAAACCUGGAGCUACAGUGGCCCCACCUUUUCUUCCCCCAAGGGAGUGUCUGUCAGCCUUCUACUCUUUACCUACCCUUUUGUGAAUCUGCUCCCAAAGGAAGCCAGCCAACGUGAGUUUGGUCACAACCUUUUCUGGAGCUUGGUGAAACAGAUGGUGCCUGGGAAUAGGACUGUGAUCUCCUGGUUGACCAUGGCCUAGGUGAGGCCUCUGCUCCAUCUGGACAUAGGAAAGUCCUAAGCUCAGUGUCCCAUGUAGCCUUUACAAAUCCAUGGCCCACCUUGGGCUUUGGCCUCCUCAUUCUCCAUAAGGGCCCAAAGAAGGAGUGGCAACCUGCUUUAGCAGAUGGCUGGGGUCCCUUGAUAAGGCCAACCCUGAAGAAGCUCAUUGAGGCAUUUCCUGUGGCCUUCCUUAGAGGUCAGGCUUCUGUUUGAGAAGAGUUAUCCUGUUCAACACUCAGUCCUAGGAUGACUUGAUGGGGGAGUGGGAACAGGGGUAGGGGCUCAUACUCCUUGUUUGUGGCCAUGAGCCAAUGCGGUCUUACAGCGAGUCACUGCUAAUAGAGGCCUUAACCAUUAGAACUACAGACUAUGCCACAUGACCCAGUGCCUAUGGGUAGUUGGUUCUCAGGAUUGCAACCUUCUUGGAAUAAAUUUGCUCUGCCCUUCCA
Canis lupus familiaris (dog) is the source of this 3971-nucleotide messenger RNA. RefSeq names its product fucose kinase (gene FCSK). Gene Ontology annotation, biological process: GDP-L-fucose salvage. NCBI's taxonomy places the organism in Eukaryota, Metazoa, Chordata, Mammalia, Carnivora, Canidae. Bases 24 to 3263 code for a protein of 1079 amino acids. The transcript has 23 exons. Gene Ontology annotation, molecular function: fucokinase activity; ATP binding. The record is from RefSeq and is a predicted model, not a curated record.